GAGCUCACCGCUGCCAGUCGCGCUGCCCGCCCGUCCCACCCUUUUCGUGCAGACAUUCAGCUAAAUGACGGGCGGAGCCGGGCGGCGACUUCCGGUCGGGGGAGAAAAGUUGGGUCGAAGGAGGGGCCGGGAAGACGAAGGAGGAAGAAGAGAAAACGGCCGGGCGGCGGCGGCUUGUAGGUUGUGCGGAGGCAACGGCUCUCCCCUGGGCGGACGAUGGACAGCCAGGGCAGAAAGGUGGUGGUGUGCGACAACGGCACCGGGUUUGUGAAGUGUGGAUAUGCAGGCUCUAACUUUCCAGAACACAUCUUCCCAGCUUUGGUUGGAAGACCUAUUAUCAGAUCAACCACCAAAGUGGGAAACAUUGAAAUCAAGGAUCUUAUGGUUGGAGAUGAGGCAAGUGAAUUACGAUCAAUGUUAGAAGUUAACUACCCUAUGGAAAAUGGCAUAGUACGAAAUUGGGAUGACAUGAAACACCUGUGGGACUACACAUUUGGACCAGAGAAACUCAAUAUAGAUACCAGAAAUUGUAAAAUCUUACUCACAGAACCUCCUAUGAACCCAACCAAAAACAGAGAGAAGAUUGUAGAGGUAAUGUUUGAAACUUACCAGUUUUCCGGUGUAUAUGUAGCCAUCCAGGCAGUUCUGACUUUGUACGCUCAAGGUUUAUUGACUGGUGUAGUGGUAGACUCUGGAGAUGGUGUGACUCACAUUUGCCCAGUAUAUGAAGGUUUUUCUCUCCCUCAUCUUACCAGGAGACUGGAUAUUGCUGGGAGGGAUAUAACUAGAUAUCUUAUCAAGCUGCUUCUGUUGCGAGGAUAUGCCUUCAACCACUCUGCUGAUUUUGAAACGGUUCGCAUGAUUAAAGAAAAACUGUGUUACGUGGGAUAUAAUAUUGAGCAAGAGCAGAAACUGGCCUUAGAAACCACAGUACUAGUUGAAUCUUAUACACUCCCAGAUGGACGUAUCAUCAAAGUUGGGGGAGAGAGAUUUGAAGCACCAGAAGCUUUAUUUCAGCCUCACUUGAUCAAUGUUGAAGGAGUUGGUGUUGCUGAAUUGCUUUUUAACACAAUUCAGGCGGCUGACAUUGAUACCAGAUCUGAAUUCUACAAACACAUUGUGCUUUCUGGAGGGUCUACUAUGUAUCCUGGCCUGCCAUCACGGUUGGAACGAGAACUUAAACAGCUUUACUUAGAACGAGUUUUGAAGGGUGAUGUGGAAAAACUUUCUAAAUUUAAGAUCCGCAUUGAAGACCCACCCCGCAGAAAGCACAUGGUAUUCCUGGGUGGUGCAGUUCUAGCGGAUAUCAUGAAAGACAAAGACAACUUUUGGAUGACUCGACAAGAGUACCAAGAAAAGGGUGUCCGUGUGCUGGAGAAACUUGGUGUGACUGUUCGAUAAACUCCAAAGCUUGUUCCCAUCACACCCGUAAUGCUUUCUUUUUUCCUUUAUUGCCAAUCUUUGAACUCAUUCAACUCCAGGACAUGGAAGAGGCCUCUCUCUGCCCUUUGACUGGAAAGGUCAAGUUUUAUUCUGGUGUCUUGGGGAAGCUUUGUUAAAUUUUUGUUAAUGUGGGUAAAUCAGUUUAAUUCAACUGCUUCCCUACAUAGACUAGAGGGCUCAGGAUCCUGUCUGCUGCUUUGUUUCUUCUAAGUAGGCAUUUAGAUCAUUCCUGUAGGCUUCCUGUUUUCACUUUACUGCUCUAAUGCUGCUAGUUGUAGUCUUUAGCACACUAGGUGGUAUGCCUUUAUUAGCAUAAGAAAAAAACUUCAGGAGCUUUUACAUAUUACUGGGAUGGGGGGUGGUUCGGGAUGGGUGGGCAGCUGCUGAACCCUUUAGGGCAUUUCCUCUGUAAUGUGGCGCUUUCAGCUAUACUGCUGCAGCUUUAAGUACCUUAAAGCUUCUCCUGUGAACAUCUUAGGGAAAUGUUAGGUUCAGAACUAAAGUGUUUUGGGUGGGUUUUGUUGGGGGGGAGGGGUAACAGUGGGUGGUCUUCUGAUUUUUAUUUUUGAGGUUUUCUCACUGGAGUACAUAGAGGAACUUUAUUUACAGUACUUUGAUUUGGCAGGUUUUCUUCUACUUGUGCUCUGCCUGGAGCUGUUUCCAUAUGAUAUAAAAAGCAAGUGUAGUAUUCCAUUACUAUGUGGCUUAGGGAUUUAUUUAUUUUUUAAAAUCAACCAUGUUAGCUGGGACUAGACUCCCUACAGUCCUUCAAUGGAAAAGUAACAUUUAAAAAUCUUUUUGGUAAUUCAAAUUACAGAUUUAAAAGUGCUUAAGAUCUGGUGUUUUGUUAAUGCUUCUGUUUAUUCCAGAAGCAUUAAAGUAACCCAUUGCCAAGUAUCAUUCUUGCAAAUUAUUCUUUUAUGUAACUGACCAGUGCUUAAAACAAGCAGGUACUUACAAAUAAUUACUGGCAGUAGGUUAUAAUUGGUGGUUUAAAAAUAACAUUGAAAUACGGGACUUGUUGCCAAUUGGUAAUUUUCAUUACUUGUUUUGUUUGUUUGUUUUGAUUUGAAACCUGGAAAAGUACAGUAAAAUUUGACUGUUUAAAAUGUUGACCAAAAAAAAUCAAGAUUUAAAUUUUUUAUUUGCACUGAAAAACUAAUCAUAACUGUUAAUUCUCAGCCAUCUUUGAAGCUUGAAAGAAGAGUCUUUGGUAUUUUGUAAACGUUAGCAGACUUUCCUGCCAGUGUCAGAAAAUCCUAUUUAUGAAUCCUGUUGGUAUUCCUUGGUAUCUGAAAAAAAUAUCAAGUAGUACCCAUACAUGAGUUCUUUCUAAGUUUGAAAAAUAAAAAGAAAUUGCAUCACACUAAUUGCAAAAUACAAGUUCUGGAAAAAAAAUAUUUUUCUUCAUUUUAAAACUUUUUAACUAAUAAUGGCUUUGAAAGAAGAAGCUUAAUUUGGGGGUGACUAAAAUCAAAAGAAAUUAUUGACUUGAGGGUCUCUGUUUUGUAAGAAUACAUAAUUAGCUUAAAUAAGCAGCAAAAGGUUAGUUUUAAUUAUGUAGCUUCUGUUAAUAUUAAGUGUUUUUUGUCUGUUUUACCUCAAUUUGAACAGAUAAGUUUGCUUGCAUGCUGGACAUGCCUCAGAACACAUGAAUAGCCCGUACUAGAUCUUGGGAACAUGGAUCUUAGAGCCACUUUGGAAUAAGUUCUUAUACAAAUACCCCCAGCCUUUUGAGAAUGGGGCUUGUUAAAGGACGCGUAUGUAGGGCCAGUACCUACUGGCAGUUGGGUUCAGGAAAAUGGGAUUGACUUGGCCUUGGGUCCCUUGGUCCAUUUUAAAAUCUGGGAGUAGAAAACAACAAAAAAUGGAAUGGACUCUUAAAAUAAUGAAAGAGCAUUUAUCAUUUGUCCCUUGAAUGUAGAAGUUGUUUUUGAUUUCAGAAUUCUGCUGGUAAACGUGUCAGUUAAAAUGGUAUAUUAUGUGUAUGUAUUAUAAUUUAGAAAUCCCAUUUUAUAAUGUUACUAUUCCAAGGUGACAUAAUACAUUUACAUUUGGGAUUUGGGUGGACUAUUAUAUUUAACUGGAGUUGUUGGCAAGUGUGAAUCCCUCAGGAAAAAAAAAAUCUGUUUUAAAAAGCAAUCUGAUUCUUGGCUCUUGAAACUAUUGUUACUUAAAUCUCCAGUAAUUAAAAAUUUUAAAUUUUUAAAUCAGAAUUGUCAAUACUUUGACCUUUGAGAAGGGUUUCUUAGAAAUACAUUUAGUAAUGUUCCCAAGAUGUCAGUCUUACAAUUAAACUUUUUUCUUUAAAACAUGGUAUUGGUUGUUAACUUUUACACAGUUCUGAGUACUGUUAAUAUCUGGAAAGUAUCUUGAGAUAUCAGUGGAAAGCUAAACAGUCUAAAUUUAACAUGAAAUACUUCUUUUUGAUUCAGAAAAUAAAAUCAGAUUUUUUCAAAGUCA
Messenger RNA from Rhinopithecus roxellana (golden snub-nosed monkey), 3906 nucleotides. It is a transcript of the gene ACTR2, whose product is annotated as actin related protein 2. Bases 217 to 1401 code for a protein of 394 amino acids. The record is from RefSeq and is a predicted model, not a curated record. The transcript is spliced from 9 exons. Lineage: Eukaryota; Metazoa; Chordata; Mammalia; Primates; Cercopithecidae. Gene Ontology annotation, cellular component: actin cortical patch; Arp2/3 protein complex. Gene Ontology annotation, molecular function: actin filament binding. Gene Ontology annotation, biological process: Arp2/3 complex-mediated actin nucleation.